This is a messenger RNA of Paramecium pentaurelia, 1107 nucleotides long. The record is from the annotation of a GenBank genome assembly. Lineage: Eukaryota; Ciliophora; Oligohymenophorea; Peniculida; Parameciidae.
AUGUAAUAUACAGCUCCAAUAGAGAGAAGACUUGUGUUUUAACCAUCUUAAUAGAUUAUGCCAUUAAUGCAUAGAAAAGAAAACAUUUUUUCACCUUUAAGAAUAAGUCCAUCAACUUAAUAACAUUUCAGUCCUUCAUAACAUUAAUUUUCUAAAGGAAAUGAAUAUAAUCAAUAAAAGAGAUAGAAUACAAAUGAUCCAGAGAAAGAGAAAGAGAUAAAAAUAUUAAUAUAGCAUAAUUAAAAAAUGAAAGAUUAGAUUAAUUAAUAAGCAAUAGAUUAUGAGAAUUUAAAACAUAGUUAUGAUAAAAUGUAUUAAGAUUAAUUAAGAUUGAUAAAUGAAUUAGAAUAGAUAUCAAAAGUAUCUGAAUAAUAAUUGAAAGAAAUAAAAAUAAAGUAAGAAGUAAUCAAAGAUUUAUAACAUUAAUUAGAAUCUUAAUGUCAUUCUUAAAAUAAAAAUUAAGAUGAAACUUAAUUACUUAGAUAAUAAUUAUAAUUUAAAGAUUAAGAGAUAUUUAAAUUUAAGGCAAUAUUAGAAGAGAAGAAUUUAGAAAAUUAAGAAAUUAGAAAUACAUUAAAUACAAUAAAUUAAAAAGUUUAAUUUAUGACUUAAUAAAAAGAUUAAUAAUAUUAGAUUAUAGAUAAAUUUAAUAAAGAAUUAUAAGAUGAAAUAACACAUAAGACUUAAUAAAUACAUGCUACUAGUUAAAGUUUAAGUUAAUCAUAAUAAUAAGUUACUUAAUUGAAAUUUGAAGUUGAUUCAUUAAAAGUUAAAUUAUAAUCUUAAUAAUAAUUGAUGCCAUUAUAAUAAUUAUAAUAGAGAUAUUUAAUGUUAUGUAUGGAAAAUGAUAGAUUACAUAGUAUAAUAUAAAAGGAAUAUGAAUUAAAGAAAUAAAUGGAAUAAUAAUAAAUAAAAUAUGAAUAGGAAACAGAAUAAUUAAAAAAUGAAUUGAAAUAGAUUUCUGAAGAAUUCUCUCGUUUAUAAUAAGGUUUAGUAUAUGAAUAAAAGAAUAUGUAUUUAAUAGAGAAUUUAAAGAAUUAAUUAAAUUAUUAUAUUGAUGAAAAUGCAAGAUUAAAUGUAAUAAUAAGAUAAUAAUCAAGAAUAUGA